CAGAUAACUCUUAAUUGUUUUUAUUUUUCUUUCUAGUGGGAUCCAUGUGAAUGAGCCAUCUGGUUUUCAGUUUUAUGAAUCUUGUUGUCUGAAUUGUGUCUGUGUCUGUGUCUGUGUGUGAUCUGAGAGAAGGAAAAUGGCUGACCAGACCAGAGAAGGUCUUCUCCCUCGGAAAGGUUGUUCAGAUUUCGGAUUCAAUGACUCCAGCAUCAUCGACGACCGUCGUUCCAAGUUCCGGUGUUUUCGAUUUUUCUCCGACGGGAUCACCGCUUCCUGGAUGGCUUUCUACGACAUCGCAGCUAAAUUGUACGAGAUGGGUCGUUCCGACCGUCGGAAAGUUUACUUUGCUGUUAAGAUGGGGAUGGCUCUCGCGCUCUGCUCUUUCGUCAUCUACCUCAAGGAGCCACUCCGUGACGCUAGCAAAUACGCUGUUUGGGCGAUUCUUACUGUUGUCGUCGUCUUUGAGUAUAGCAUAGGAGCAACAUUGGUCAAAGGGUUCAAUAGAGCAGUAGGAACACUCUCUGCUGGAGGACUUGCUCUUGGCAUAGCUAGACUCUCUGUCGCAGCUGGAGAAUUCGAAGAACUCAUUAUCAUUAUCAGUAUUUUCCUUGCAGGUUUUUCUGCAAGUUAUUUGAAACUCUAUCCGGCAAUGAAGUCGUACGAAUACUCAUUCAGGGUGUUUUUGUUGACAUACUGCAUCGUUCUUGUGUCUGGGAACAACACCAGAGACUUUUUCAGCACUGCUUAUUACAGGUUUUUGCUGAUCCUGGUUGGUGCUGGUAUCUGUUUGGGUGUUAACAUUUUUAUACUUCCGAUUUGGGCUGGAGAAGACCUCCAUAAACUAGUGGUUAAGAAUUUUAAGAGUGUGGCCAAUUCCCUCGAAGGAUGUGUUAAUGGGUACUUGCAAUGUGUUGAAUACGAGAGGGUGCCUUCGAAGAUUCUCACUUACCAAGCUUCUGAUGAUCCAUUAUACAGUGGAUACAGGUCUGUGGUCCAAUCUACAAGCCAAGAAGAUUCUCUGCUUGAUUUCGCAGUAUGGGAGCCUCCACAUGGACCUUACAAGACUUUCCAUCAUCCAUGGGCAAACUAUGUCAAACUUAGUGGUGCGGUAAGGCACUGCGCUUUCAUGGUCAUGGCAAUGCAUGGCUGCAUCCUUUCGGAAAUUCAGGCAGCUCCAGAAAAAAGACAGGCUUUCCGUCACGAACUUCAGAGAGUUGGAAAUGAAGGGGCCAAGGUCUUAAGGUUGUUUGGGGAAAAAGUGGAGAAAAUGGAGAAGCUAAGUCCAGGAAACAUUCUGAAGGAAGUUCAACGAGCAGCAGAGGAACUACAGAUGAAAAUAGACAGUAACUCCUUCCUACUUGUCAACUCAGAAAGCUGGGCCGCUAUCAAAGAGAAAGCCGAAGCUGAAGAAGCGCAACAAAACUAUCAUGAAGCCAAAGACGACGAGACCAAAGUGAUCCAAUCCCUCAGCCAGAUUUGGGACAACAACAAUAACCAUCAUCCUCAGAAUCAACACACUGGUAAUGAUUCUCAGCUAUGGAUCUCAACAGAGAGUAUGAUGCUUAGGAACCGAGAAAACUGGCCAAGCGUCUCAUUCAUAGGCGGUUCUAUGAUCAACGAGAUAGAAUCUAAAGUAUACGAAAGCGCAAGUUCUUUGUCGCUAGCCACAUUCGCCUCUCUUUUGAUCGAGUUUGUUGCAAGGCUCCAGAAUGUUGUUAAUGCGUUUGAGGAGCUAAGCACUAAAGCCGAAUUCAAAGAACAAGUAAGCGAGACACAUAACAAGAUAGAUAAAGCUGGAUUUUGGACCAGACUCAGCCACUGCUUCAGCUCUUAAGGAUUAGCAGAAGCAAAUGUGUGGUGAAUAUAGUUGAUUUUGUAUAGACAAAGAAAUAUAAUUUGCUUUGUUUUUCGUGAAAUAAGUUCAUAAUUCCUUUUCUUUGUGUGUUUGGCAAGUCACAUGAACUCAACUGGAAGUUUUGUUCUCAGUUUUUUGUUUUGUUUUGUUGAAAUACAGUUUUCACAUUGAUCAUCAAAA
Molecule: messenger RNA, 2035 nt
Organism: Capsella rubella
Lineage: Eukaryota; Viridiplantae; Streptophyta; Magnoliopsida; Brassicales; Brassicaceae
Product: aluminum-activated malate transporter 4
Exons: 6
Coding region: 137-1834 (565 amino acids)
Biological process (GO): malate transport
Cellular component (GO): plant-type vacuole membrane
Source: RefSeq, a predicted model, not a curated record